Messenger RNA from Exophiala xenobiotica, 1269 nucleotides. RefSeq lists its product as uncharacterized. Bases 37 to 1092 code for a protein of 351 amino acids. NCBI's taxonomy places the organism in Eukaryota, Fungi, Ascomycota, Eurotiomycetes, Chaetothyriales, Herpotrichiellaceae. The record is from RefSeq and is a predicted model, not a curated record. The transcript is spliced from 2 exons.
GCCAUCCGUAACUCGAUCUUUCCUCACCUGGCCACUAUGCCUAACAUUUCGUUUCCUGAAGAUGUUGAAAAUCACCUCCGCCGUAUUGAGUCGUCCCUCACUCUCACCAACACCUCGACGUAUCCCGCUCCUCAAGCCUCCGGAUCGUCCUCGAGAGCAGGAAGCCUUGACAGACAGAAGCGAGCAAACAUGGGUUGUACCGACAACCCCCAUCGACAAGGAACGAUACAAAAAUACCUCUCCCGUGAACUUAGGGCCUCAUAUAUGGGCCUAGUGAUUACUAUUUGCUUUUUCAUCUCUGGACUCGUCGAUAGCGUCGCUUUCAACUCGUGGAGUUGCUUCGUCAAUAUGCAGACCGGAAAUACCGUCUUCGCCGCCCUCGGUCUGGGUGGGCUACCCAAAGCCAGCCAUGGUCAGCAAUACUACAAAUCUCUCACUGCAAUAGGCUCCUUCUGCCUCGGAGCACUAUUUUUCAGCGCCUUGCACCGUUACCCGACCGGCCUCUCAGAACAGCCAUGCUCUCGCCGUCGGUGGAUCUUCAUCGUCUCCUUCUCUCUCCAGACAGCCUUGAUGAUCAUCCCCGCCAUCCUGGUCACUCUCAAUCUGGUUUCGAAUCAACCUUUCGUCCCCGGCUCUUUCUCUUCCGGGAGCAGCAACAACAACAGUGGUUCUGGCACGUUGACCAAUUUCCUCGACCUGUGUCCGGUAGCCUUGCUUUCCUUCCAGGCGGCUGGCCAAACGACCCUGUCGCGCCUACUCGCCGUGCUAGAUAUGCCCACGAUCGUGCUGAGUGCGCUUUAUUUUGACUUCACCGCCGACUUAUACUCGCUUCGACAGGCGUGGAGGAAGAGCUCGAGUCUAUGGGAAUUUGCGAGCGUGCAGCAAAAACGGCAGGGACAGAGAUUGUUGUGUAUCAUUGCGCUGUGUACUGGUGGGAUAACAGGUGGAGAGAUGUACAAGUCUUCGGCGGGCAUGGCUGGAGCUUUGUGGACCGCCGCAGGGUUGAAGAUGCUCAUCGUUAUGGGAUGGCUGUUCUGGGCAGAGGAAGGAGGUGAGGUUGAGGAUACCGAAGAUGAGAGGCUUCCUCGGUGAGCUUGAUGCUGUCAGUUCAGGGGGUGGGAGAGUAACGUUGACAGAAAGAAAGUGGAGAAAGCAUUUUUGAAAAGAUGGACGCUCAUCUUGGGGCAUGAUUGAUUGAACGACCAAACCUAACGACGACAUGAAUGGAUGGAAUGGAGCUGUGCUGGACCAUAGAUCAUACUACUAGAG